AUGGUUUUUGCACCCACUCAAUCAACAGAACCUGGCAAUAUCUCGAACACAGCUUCUGUUUCAACUGCUAGCACUGUUUCAAAACCGCAAGAUUCGCAAACUGGAAAAAAGCAAUCAAGUGGAACAUUGCAGUGUACUUCUCUUAAGGAUGAAGCAACGAAGGUAACGUUGAUUUGGGCUGUGAAAGUGGUUGGUUCUCACUACAGUUAUGCCUCUUGUGAUAACAUCAGGGAGAUCUUAGAUGCCAUGUUUCCUGGUAAAAUCCCCAACAACUUUACAGUGAGCUCAUCAAAGGUAUCAUACUUGAUCUCUGAAGCGACUGGGCCUUACUUCAAGAAAAUUGUGGCUGAUGAUGUGAAGAACUCAGGGUCACCGUUUACCCUACAGUAUGAUGAG
Molecule: messenger RNA, 396 nt
Organism: Porites evermanni
Lineage: Eukaryota; Metazoa; Cnidaria; Anthozoa; Scleractinia; Poritidae
Source: the annotation of a GenBank genome assembly